AUGACUGACAGCGAUGAGAAAAUGCAGAAAGCAAGGCGGCUCGCCCUGGGCGUGCUGGUGCAGCUGGUGCCGUGCCUGUCCUGCGUGCAGCUCGUUCUGCUGCGAGCAGUCCAGAUAAUGGAGGCCUUGGUGGCCGACAAGAAGGCGGCGAAGCUGGCGGCGCUGUGGAUGCUCGGAGGUCACGUCGUCCUGUCGGCAGGCUUCGCCUCUGUCACGUGGCUGGCGGGACGGCGACACCUGCUGCUCCUCUCUGCCGUUAUGACAGCCAUGUGUGUGGCCUUACUGCGUCCGCUCGACCACCUCGCGUUCAGCGUCUGGUCCCGGGAGGAGUCACCCGGACAGACCAACUGGCCCGGUGUGCGGGCCGUCGGCCUGCUGCUGGCCAGCUACUCCAUAGGGCUGUGCCACGUGCCGGCGUUGCUGGUCGCCGAGCUGCUGCCCGGUCGCGUGCGGACCGUGGGCGUGGCGGGCGCCUGGACGGGGCGCUGGCUGCUCGCGUUCGUGUUCGUGCACUUGGAUGGCUGGGUGCUGACGGCGGCUCGCUACAGCGGCUCGCUGCCGUUUUGCGCGGUGCUGCUGGCCUGUGCCGUGGCCGUGUUCGCGCUGGCGCCCGAAACCGAAGGCCGCACACUCAUCGCCAUCCAGAAGGAGCGCUGA
This is a messenger RNA of Dermacentor andersoni, 657 nucleotides long. RefSeq lists its product as uncharacterized. Gene Ontology annotation, biological process: carbohydrate transport; transmembrane transport. The record is from RefSeq and is a predicted model, not a curated record. NCBI's taxonomy places the organism in Eukaryota, Metazoa, Arthropoda, Arachnida, Ixodida, Ixodidae. Gene Ontology annotation, molecular function: carbohydrate:proton symporter activity. Gene Ontology annotation, cellular component: membrane.